Actinia tenebrosa (Australian red waratah sea anemone) is the source of this 1368-nucleotide messenger RNA. Its product is annotated as protein sidekick-1-like. The record is from RefSeq and is a predicted model, not a curated record. Gene Ontology annotation, molecular function: protein binding. Lineage: Eukaryota; Metazoa; Cnidaria; Anthozoa; Actiniaria; Actiniidae.
AUGAACAAAAGACGUUGUUUAGAGCAAUCUCUUGUAGGAAAAAACAACCUGAGUAUACCAGAUAGCAGUUAUACAGCAUCAUCAUAUCACAAAAACUCAACCAUCCCAGGCGAUGUCCGAUACGCACCUUACAACGCCAAGCUGAAUGGUUCAUAUGGAUGGGGAGCAAGAGAUAAUAAUAAUCCUGAUGAUUACCUGCAGAUUGACCUCGGUACUACCCGUGUUGUUACUGCUCUAGCAACACAAGGAAAUGGCUUCUCUGAUGAAUGGGUGUCAAAGUAUAAAAUUCAUCACUCCAAUAACCUUACAAAGUGGACAAGUUAUGCAGAAAAUCAUUUCCUGAAGAUAUUUGAAGGCAAUACAGACAGUAAUGGAGUAAAACGUCACGAUCUUAGUCAAAACCCGAUAACAGCAAGGUACAUCAGGUUUGUCCCAGUAACAUACAAUGGUCACAAGACGAUGCGAGUUGACAUAAGUGUGAUUUAUCAAGAAGUACCAGUAGUGUCAGCAAUUCCUCAACAAAGGUCAAUCCAAUUAAGCUGGAUUAUCAAACAGUGCAAUCUAACAGGUCCCAUUACUGGGUUCGUCAUUAAAAAUGGAAGUAAAGAUCUUCACGUAAGCGGCAGUGAUAGGCAGUACGCUUUACUGGGCCUGAAGCCACACACAGAAUAUGACGUAAGGUUGCUAGCAAAAACACAACGUGUAAAUGGAUCAUGGAGCGAGACAACAAAGAUUAAGACAAAGGAGGAUGCCCCCUCUGCUCCGGUGAAUGUCACUGGUGCCUUAAUACCUGCACAAGGUUCCUUUGGACCACGUGCUGUUAUCACGUGGGAAAGACCACGUUAUCUGCAUGGUAUCAUCAGAAAGUACACCAUUGUAUACUACUAUAACGAGGAAACAUUCAAUGACAAGACAGUCACUAUCAGUGGAUCAGCUGAUCUCAACUACAGUAUCAAUGUUACAAAGAAUGGAAUACUAUCAUACAAGAUAAGUGCGACUACGGUCAAGGAAGGACCUUAUGCAGAUGGGAAAGACAUUGAGUAUGGGUGUCCAGAGCAAUCUCUUGUUGGAAAGGAGAAAAAUCUGAAACUAUCAGACAGCAGUUACACAGCCUCAUCAUAUUAUAGACGACCAAGCUUCCCAGGCGAUGUUCGAUACGCACCUUACAACGCCAAGCUGAAUGGUUCACAUGGAUGGGCAGCAAGAUAUAAUAAUAAUCCUGAUGAUUACCUGCAGAUUAAUCUCGGUACUCCACGUGUAAUUACUGCUGUAGCAACACAAGGAAGUGGUCGCACUGCGAAUAGAGAAUGGGUGACAAAAUACAAGCUGUAUUUAGCACCAAAUAACAUAACGCGGUGGUAUACUUAU